CUCCCUAUCCAGAAAAUUGCUUCUAGAUUAAGCUAUAUUUUUCUGGAGAUCCUAAAUUCACUUUUCUCACGCGGAAACAAAAAUCUAUUUCCAUGGAAGUGACCCUCUAUAAAUACAUGGAUACAGCAACCUUUCUAAAUCAAAAAAAGAUAUUCUUUUUGUUUUAUUUACUUUGACAAAAAGAAGAAAGAGCCAUAGGAAGAGAGGAUGUGUUUGGUGUUCGUGUGCGAUCAGGACGAGAGGGUGAUCGGAAGGUACGCAGCUCCUGGAGCCUGCCCGUACUGCGGCGGAAUGGUUCAAACGGUAGACGUAGAAAGCCAGUGGAGAUUCUGCUUCGUCCCUCUCUAUAACAAAUCCAAACGUCGCCUUAUUUGCUCCACCUGUGGUAAACGCCUCAUCGCCCAUUCCUGAAUUAAAAACUCUCACCGAGAUCUCUCUCUCUGUUUUGUAACUUCUCUAUGUGUAAUAAAAAUUAUCUUUGUGACU
Messenger RNA from Brassica napus (rape), 486 nucleotides. RefSeq lists its product as uncharacterized. The transcript has a single exon. The coding region runs from base 208 to 411 and encodes 67 amino acids. Lineage: Eukaryota; Viridiplantae; Streptophyta; Magnoliopsida; Brassicales; Brassicaceae. The record is from RefSeq and is a predicted model, not a curated record.